CCCCACCUUAUCCCCAUGGCCGCUGUCCAUUGGACGCCCCUGGCGCUCUGCCUCUUCCUUCCUUCCUUCGCCUCGCUCCGUGGCCACGGACGCACGCACGCCGCGUCCCCGAUUCCCACCUUAGAAUUGCAGGCGCCGCGAUACCACCGAUCGCAGUCCGUUACUACACUUCCCUAUCGUCGUGACAGGAUCGUGGUGGAGAAUUUCUGCGCAAUGGAGGCGUUGCAGCAGUCUGCGAGGGCGGGCGUGGUGCCCUCCGUGUCCUCUUCGAACGGCUUGGUGAACUCCUCCCCUGCCACAGGAUCUCGCCUCACGCACGCGAAAGCGAGAUUCCUUUGCGGGAGCGGAGCGUCGUUCAAGGGGAACGGAGCUUUGGUGGCUAAGGUAGCGAAGGCUGUGUCUGUCCCGUUGGUUAGUUCUAGCAGGGGCGUCGUGGUGGCGUCGACGGAGACCGCUGCAGGAGGCUACGCUGCUGCCCUGGCUAACCUUUCUCAGGCCAACAAUGACUUGGAGAAGAUCAACCAGGAUAUGGAGGCGUUGGGCGAGCUCUUGACCAAUGAGACGCUAUACGACUUCUUGGUGUCUCCUGUUAUUGAUGGCGACAAGAAGAAGAGCAUCCUCAAGACCGUUGCCGAGGACGCGAAGUUUAGUGAUGUCACUAUCUCAUUCCUGAACCUCUUGGUUGACAAGAAGCGCAUUGAACUCAUCAGGGAAGUCACUAAGGAAUUCGAGGCUAUCUUCAACGAUCUCACGGAUACGCAGAUGGCUAACGUCAUCUCGGCUGUCAAAAUCGAGAAACCCCAGCUUGCUCUUAUCGCUAAGAAGAUUCAAAGCCUGUGUGGUGCCAAAAACGUGAGGAUUAAGAACGUUGUGGACCCUUCCUUGAUCGCCGGCUUCAUUGUGCAGUAUGGAAAGGAUGGAUCUCGCUAUAUCGACAUGAGCGUGAAGGGCCAACUCGAUCGGCUAGCUACACAGUUUCAAACCGCUGAGCAGUCCGCCGCCACACUCUAAGGUCCCUGCACAGUCCCGUAUUCACUUGAGCUUUUUGCUUGUCCUUGAGGAUCAAUGCAGGGCUUGUAAUCCGUUGACACUUCAUAAUCAAUUGAGAGGAGGACACCCGCUUCUCUUAUUGAUGAUAAAUUGUGGUAGUGAAUCCGAGAAGAGGUUGCUUUACUUGGGGAUUGUAGACUAUGUACAGUUUUCAAGAGUUAAGAAUGAGGCAGUUCCAAGUCUAUUCUGCACUAUCAA
Messenger RNA from Physcomitrium patens, 1248 nucleotides. Its product is annotated as ATP synthase subunit delta, chloroplastic. Gene Ontology annotation, cellular component: membrane. Gene Ontology annotation, molecular function: proton-transporting ATP synthase activity, rotational mechanism. The record is from RefSeq and is a predicted model, not a curated record. Lineage: Eukaryota; Viridiplantae; Streptophyta; Bryopsida; Funariales; Funariaceae. Gene Ontology annotation, biological process: proton motive force-driven ATP synthesis.